Strongylus vulgaris is the source of this 642-nucleotide messenger RNA. The record is from the annotation of a GenBank genome assembly. NCBI's taxonomy places the organism in Eukaryota, Metazoa, Nematoda, Chromadorea, Rhabditida, Strongylidae.
CUGUUAAGCUUUUUAGCUCAGUUGGAAUAUAACUUUUACUCGGAUGCUGAAGCAGGCACGGAUUUCUACGAAAAGUUCAGCAUUAGACGUAACAUUCAAGUUAUAUUUCAAUGUCUUUGGAAUGAGACUUACUAUAGAUCUGUAAUGAUCCAGUUAGCUAGAGCUUGCGGUCCGGAGUUUAUCCGUUUUAUAAACAUGGUAAUUAAUGAUGCUACAUUCCUUCUGGAUGAGAGUCUGGCGGCGUUAAAGAAGAUCCACGAUGUAGAGCUGCUUAUGUCAAGUAAAGAAGAGUGGAAUGCUCUUGGGCGAGAAGAACAGCAGCAGAAAGAGGGGGUCUUGGAAGACGCAAAAAGACAAGUUCGAUCCUGGUUGAUCUAUGCAAAGGAUACCUUGGAACUUCUUGGUUAUCUUACGCGAGAUGCACCACAACCCUUCGCUCAAGAUGUGUUGGGUGACAGAUUGGCUUCAAUGCUAAAUCACAACAUCAAACAACUUUGUGGAAGAAAGUGUAUGGAGUUGAAGGUUCGGGACGCUGCAGAGCGUUUCCAGUGGGAACCACGCAAACUCGUUGGACAGGUGGUGGAUGUUUAUUUGAAUUUGGCAGCUUUUUCAGAUACUUUCGCAGAGUUUAUCGCGCAUGAU